CUUUUCUUUUUCUUAUUUCCCGUUUCAAAACUCUUGCGAUUCCUAUAUUCGCCCCAGAAAAAAAAGACAAGUACACAACACUCAUUAUUUAAAGCAACAUGGAUUCACCAGCGUCCAAUGAAGAACCAGUACCUUCACUGAAUGGGUCACCUACAAGUAGCAUUGCCGAUGAGGAUCUACUCGAGUUUGAACAUGACCUUGACAUGAUUGACGGAUGGACAACAGCCGACUUUGUGUCAGAAAACGACUUUGACAUGAUUGACAUGCUCUCUGCGGCACUGGAACAAGUGACACACCAACUGAACGAAAAGCAGCGCGAGUUUCGGGCACGGUCGAGCGAGUGGACCAAUAAGACCAAGGAUAAGCUACGGAUGCAGACAUCUCGUCUUGAACAACGACGGACAAAGAUCCAAAGCAGGCUGAUGAAACAGUACGACUCUAUCAAUGAACGCAUGAAUCGCGACGCCAAGACGGUGCGUUUGCGAGACAAGAUUUCGUUUGUCGUCGGUGUGGGCAACGCGUGCGUGUCGCCUGCAUUGGCGGCUCGGCUGCCGACGUGGAUCCCGCUGUACUACACGAUCCAGUCGGUUUAUCUGUUGUCGCUACGUUACCUCAUUUACAAGGUCCGAAAAUGGCACUAUUUCAUCUUUGAUCUGUGCUAUUUCGUCAAUGCCAUGACGUUACUCUUCCUCUGGUGCUUUCCUUCGUCCACUCCGCUUUUCAUCGCCACCUAUUGCUUGACGAACGGACCGGUGGCCUGGGCCAUUAUCACAUGGCGCAACUCACUUGUGUUUCAUUCGCUCGAUAAGGUCACCUCCGUGUUUAUCCACAUCUUUCCUGCACUCGUCACAUACACAAUCCGAUGGCUACCGGAGCUGGAUUGCGGCAACGCGGCACCAGAAAUCUAUCGCGACAUGCGAUUCCCAGCACUCAAGGACGCCAGUGACAUGAGCUUUCGGGACACCAUGGUCUAUUCCAUGGUUGGUUACUCGAUUUGGCAGGCGCUGUACUUUGUGUUUAUCAUGGUGCGCAGACGAGAAAAGGUUGAGUCGGGCCUGCGGGUGACCUCGUACUCGUGGCUCCUGGAUGACUCGCACGGACAGCGUGGCUUGAUCCAAAAGGCUUCGUUUAUCUUUGGCGCCAGAUACAAGAUGUACAUGUUCAUGUUCCUCCAGUUUCUCUAUAAUACCGUGACAACCAUACCCACGUACUUUUUGUACAAGAGCUUCUGGCUGCAUACCCUGUUCCUCAUGGCCAUGUUCACUGCGAGCAUCUUUAAUGGUGCGAGCUUUUAUAUCGAAGUCUUUUCCAGACGCUAUGUCGUCGAGGUCGAGAAGCUGGUUGAACGGACAAAUGGAUCGCCCGACAAGGCCAAAACUACGUAAUUCUUGAUUAUUUAUGCCGCGCAACGGGAUCUGAAUCGGUCGAAGCAAAUUGGCGGAUGGGCAACGGUGACGACGAUUGUUAGACAGUUCUAUAUCACACACAUAUCCUAUGUCAUAUGUCAUAUUGAGGUCAGAACGUUAUUACGUUAGACGGGCUCUUUCAAUCUUUUCUUAAUCUGUACUUUUUUAUUGUCAAUGUAUUCUUCUCUGCAAUCAAACGAAGAUCAAGUAAUGUGUAUAUCUUGGAUGCUCAGAGUCUCAGAGAAAGCCGGGGCUGUAAAGAGAGCGGUAUUAAAAACCUAGGCAACCCAUUUUAGCAUUAAAUUGAU
This is a messenger RNA of Zychaea mexicana, 1714 nucleotides long. RefSeq lists its product as uncharacterized. Lineage: Eukaryota; Fungi; Mucoromycota; Mucoromycetes; Mucorales; Lichtheimiaceae. Bases 99 to 1385 code for a protein of 428 amino acids. The transcript is spliced from 2 exons. The record is from RefSeq and is a predicted model, not a curated record. Gene Ontology annotation, biological process: phosphatidylcholine biosynthetic process.